Messenger RNA from Epinephelus moara (kelp grouper), 973 nucleotides. RefSeq names its product regulator of G protein signaling 1 (gene rgs1). Lineage: Eukaryota; Metazoa; Chordata; Actinopteri; Perciformes; Serranidae. The transcript has 4 exons. The coding region runs from base 98 to 559 and encodes 153 amino acids. The record is from RefSeq and is a predicted model, not a curated record.
CUUUCGUAGAGGACGAGGAGAUGGCGAUAAAGUGAGUUACUGCAUAUUUGAUUAUUGGGCCUUUACCAUUUUCAGCAGGCAACAGCUUACAGCAGCCAUGUGGAAAAUACCGAGGAGGUUUUCACUCACUGGUAGAUUGUGUUGCUUUCCCAAGGAUCCACUGGAUGAUGUUGAGACUUGGAGUGAGUCUGUGGACAAAGUCCUCAGUUGUAAAGCUGGCCAGAUAGCUUUCCGAGAGUUCCUGAAGUCCGAAUACAGUGAGGAGAACAUUCUGUUUUGGCUCGCCUGCGAGGAGUAUAAAAAAAUCAAGACGGUGCCAGAGAUGAUCUCCUCUGCCAACAGGAUCUAUUCAGAGUUUGUCCAAACAGAAGCGCCCAGACAGAUCAACAUAGAUUGCAGUACCCGAGAAAACAUAACAAAGAACAUCUCCCAGCCCUCCCUGACUUCAUUUGAUACGGCACAGAAGCUCAUCUACAGUCUGAUGGCCAGGGAUUGCUACCCGCGCUUCCUCAAAUCUGACAUCUAUCAGGGACUCCUGAGGAGAACCGAUUCAAGGUGACUGUUUUAAAACUGACAGCCUUUCAGAUGGAGGCUCCCGAAAUCUCCCCUCCAGCUCUGAUCUGCUGUAGCACUCUUUGAUUUCAGUGUGGAUAACAGGUUUACGCCAUACAAUCCAGAUCCCAAGUGUAGCAGAAAUAGCUUCUUCCUCAGCCUGUGUGAUUCAGUAGACAGUUGCAGCUCAAGAGAAUUUGCGGCUUGUAUUAUACUUUAUCUCUUUAAUUAUGUAAAGGUAAAAAAGAGAAGUCUUUAAAGAGAUUGUGCACAUAAUUCUGCUUUAAUUAUCUAUUUUCUCUCCUCCGCUCCAUGAGGUUAAUAAUAAAGAGUUCUUUUAUUGUGAAGUAUUAUCAACGCUUUAAUUGAUUAUGCAAAUAUAAAUCUUAAUAUCCUCUAAGAAUUCAACUUUCACAUGCAA